Messenger RNA from Aspergillus aculeatinus CBS 121060, 261 nucleotides. It is a transcript of the gene tfb5, whose product is annotated as TFIIH complex subunit TFB5. Gene Ontology annotation, biological process: nucleotide-excision repair; transcription initiation at RNA polymerase II promoter; nucleotide-excision repair, preincision complex assembly. The record is from RefSeq and is a predicted model, not a curated record. Gene Ontology annotation, cellular component: transcription factor TFIIH holo complex; transcription factor TFIIH core complex. The coding region runs from base 1 to 261 and encodes 86 amino acids. Lineage: Eukaryota; Fungi; Ascomycota; Eurotiomycetes; Eurotiales; Aspergillaceae. The transcript has 2 exons.
AUGAUCAUCACCUCUUCUGUAUCCAGCUCUCACGUCCCAGCUAAUGACCCCAUCCCUACAGGUGUCCUCAUCGAAUGCGACCCGUCCGUGAAAGCCAUCAUCCUGAAAUACGACGAAGAGCGCCACGACUACAUCGUCGAAGACCUCGAUGACGACCGCCACCUUGUGAUCAAAGAGAGUCAGCUUCAGAAUCUCAAAAUCCGACUGGGAAAGGAACUCGACGAUAAGGUCAUGCAGCCGGAGGAAUCGGAGUCGGAGUGA